CAGUAUAGCACUGUUUUUCAUCGCUUGGUUGCGCAUAGCACGAUAGUAACAUUUAUAUUUUCUAGUUUUUAUUGAAAAAAAGUAGCUUUUAUUUUCUGUAAAAAUAUUAGAAAUUGUUUUAAAACAAUAUCAGACAAUUGUGUGUUAAAUGGAAUUUGAAAUAAAUAAGUCCAAAGUGAUCAGAAGCCAAUGAAGUGAAGGCAUGGUCAAUACAUUUUUCAGUGUUUUUUUUUCGUUUUGGUGUAUGUUAGUUUGUGUGAAUGUACUGCUCGGAGCGGCAAACUAUAAAGGAAAUAGAUAAAUAAACAAAAAAGCCAGCCCAAGAAAAAAUAUAAAAGCGUAUCAACCAAAUCAAGAAUGAUAAUGGAAUUUAUUUACAGAACAUUUCAGUAGCUGGUUAUGUGUGUAUUAUUACAAACUAAACGCAUAUAAUGCUUAGCAAUAUGGAGUGGAUAUUUGUAUUGCUUCUACUCUUCAGCUGUGAUGCAGUGGUGCUGGAUGAUUUCGAUGGCAGUGACACAGUUACAGCUUCCAAUGCAAAUACUACUAAUCACAUUAACAGUAAUGUUCCUCUAUUUUUAAGUAAUACUAGCUUUAAUGCAUAUCAUAAAGUAACCACGGAGUUGCCGAAAGUGGCGAAGGACUUUGUCACUGUGAAUAUCAAUGCGUUACCGGUGCCGAAGCCGUCUUCCACCAGUCUGCCGCCACAAAAAGUGUCUUUGAGACCCAAUGCAAGCGAGGAAUCUAAUACUAACGUUGUAAGUGGCAGUAUUACCGCACCAUCGGCUUCUUCGCCAUUCAGCCAAACUUCAGCGAGCGUGUUUUUCACAAACUAUAUUAAUCAGCAAAAUGUGCUGGAGCUGGUGCGCAACAUUGACGCGCGUUUGCGGAUUAUACGCAAUGUUGAAAUGCGUAUUGCGACCAUACAGGAGUUGUUUGAUUCGAUGCAUUUUAGUGGCAAUAGCGCCGCACUCAACCUGGGCGCACAGAAGAAUAGUAGCGACGCACAGUACAGUUCUUUGUCGGCCACUCUAGAACAAGAUUUGCAGAUCUUCGGCAAGCGACUCGCCAAAAAGCUACAAAAGGCGACGCAUGUAGUGCUGGAACUGCGAGAUUUCUUUCGCACAAACAUUACAAAAGUGCUGCUGCAACAACAUCUACAGACAACCGAAUACGGUGAUGAGAACGACGAUGUCGAUACUGAAGCAGAUGAUGUGGAUACAGAUGAAGAUGAUGAAGAAAGCGAAGUUGAAAGUGAAGAGGACGAAUUUGAUGUUGAAAUCGAUGAAUUAGAUGGUUUAGUGGACACAGGACAUGACGUGCGUAAUUUGCGCUUGUAUUUGCACACAUGCAUACAGGCUUUUCAAAGCAAUGCCAACAAUAGGCAAAUAAUUGCGGAAUCGAAUUACAACAAGCAACAAAUACAAAUCCUGAACUAUCUUAAGACUGAUUUACCAAGCCAUAAAUCACAGUACUUACAGCAUUUCGAACAGACCAACACUUUUAUGGAUGAAGGUUCCUUUGAGGCGCGCGCCAAUGCGUACAUACUCGAAAAACUACAAACUUUGAAGAAUGCAUUAUUGAAAAGUGAUUUUUCCAUUGAGCUUACUAAAUUACCGACAAAUGUGCGCAGCACUGCCUCAACAACAACUACAACUAACGCGAAACUGAAAUUCCUAGGAAACCACUUUAAACAUAUAUACUUCCUAUCGCGCAGCGAUCACGCCGACGAUCUGCGCACACACUAUUACGAAGACAACUACUUCCAGCAAUUGUAUGUAUCGUCCAUAAAAAAUAAAUAUGUUUUUCUAUUACUAGACGUCGGUUCGGCCAUGAAUAUGGAAUUGCUAGAACUAACGAAGGCUUUAGCUGCAAAUAUCUUGCAACUGCUAUCUCCAAGCGACCUAAUUUCCAUAGUGACCGUGUCCGAUGAAGCACAUAUUAUGCAGUUCGAUACCUACCCCAACGACGCAGCAAACGGAGUCUUCUAUGCGAAUCGAGCGCGUAAAGAAGAAAUUCUGAACUAUAUACAUUCACUCGCUGUGACAAAAGGCCAAACAAACCAUUCGCUCGGCUUCGAAUAUGCCUUCCAAACACUAUAUCAGCUUCAGAACAUCAGUGUGAUAACGGAACAAAAUCCAAUACAAUUUAUUUACGUCACGCGUGGUCUACUCACCAAUCUCUCCGACACGAUGCAUGUGCUCCAAGUGAUUGCAAACGGCCAGCGUCAAUUAAUAGAUCCAAUAGUUAUACACGCAUGCGCGGUGGUCACCGAUGAAAAACGCAUAAUGUAUGAGAAGCAAUUUCUUACUGAUAUCGCCACACAAAACUACACUAAGUACAAAAUACCGGUAAACGAAUGGUUAGAAAGUGAGGCUGAUCUCCAAGAAUUGGUCGGGAAAUUUUUCGUUCUGACUAAAACGCAAACAGACGAGAUGAUGCGCCUGUGCGUUGCCUUAUUUCAGCAUACAUUUAGCGAGCGAUAUUUGAGCCAGAGUCUGGAGGUGCAGCUGCCUGUGGUGGAGCCAAAUAGUGGUGACGCUAUAGUAUCGGUCACGCAUGUGGUGCCUCCAUUCGGUUUAGUGGGCGUUAAUCUUUAUCUGACCGAUUUGAUAGAGGACGUAAUCAGCUAUGGACAACCAACACAAAACGCCAAUAAAAAUGAGUUCAGCUACGCAUUCCUUAUCGAUCGUAACGGUAUAACCAUUGCGCAUCCGGCAUUUCCCCGCCCCAUGACACAGCAACAGACACCAUUUCCCGUGGAUAUAGCCUUCUUGGAGAACUCAACGGAUUUUGCAUAUACGAGGAAACAAAUCCUACACGAAGAGCGCGGAAAUCUGACGACGAACGUUUACCUCACCAGGGAUCGUAAAAUCGAGUCUUUUGAGCGAAUUUAUAAAUGGCAGUCCAUAUUGGGUAUCUACAUUCUGUGCCUCGUGUCUACAUUUAAAGCAGAAACAAGUCCCAGCAACUCUUCCACGCCAACAAAUACGGAUAACAACAUGCGAGCAGCAACUCUACAAGUGCCAUCCGGCUUGCCAAUAAACUUACAGCAUUUCAGCAUAAGCAAGGAUAACACGGCGCGCUUCCACAACAAUAAUUAUGACUAUUUCUCUAGCAUGGAAUUGCUUUAUCACCGCCUGGACCUGGUGCCGCCCCCAAAUGGUCAGGCAUGCCGUUACUUUCGUCAAGUGGCCACUAUGGAUACCCCCACGCUUUUCUUGAGCGCCUCCGCUUUCAUGUCGCCCUUCACGUUUCUACACAACAAUCGUGUGAACUCACCACGCGCCCAGAUACGUACGGUGGAGAGUAUAAUGGCUUACUUGAAAGACACCACAGGUCUCUUAGCAAAUCCGGGUCUGCGCCCACAAAUACGUCAAGAAGUGAGUGCGCUCUAUAACGCUAUGCGACAUUUGAAGAAACGACAUCAGGAUGCACGCGGCACACUCAAGAACUACAUCAUACGCCGCUACAUAGCCAGUGUAAAUGGCGUGCUUCAAGUCUAUCCAGGUUGUUUGCUUAGCACCAAUUAUGAUCCGACACGUCGGCCAUGGUUCCGUAAGGCUCUACAACAGCCUGGUAAAAUUAUCACAACUGAACCGUAUUUGGAUGCCGGCGGCGCGGGGUACAUCGUCACCAUUGCGCAUACAAUUUUCGAGGGCAAAUCAAAUGCUUUGCACUCUAUUGAACGCGAUGAACCGGUAGCCAUAGUUGCACUCGAUCUGCCCUACGCAUACUAUUACAAAAUGAUACUUGACUCAACGCCCCUGUGUCAGAUGAAGCAUAUCAAAUGUCUGCUCUUCGAAAACGAAGGCUACCUUAUAGCGCAUCCGAGCAUGCUAGAAGCAAGCACACAAACACGCAACCAGCGCCGGCCACACGAGCACCUCACACACAAGGAAUCCUACCUAGCCAACGAUAUACUCAAUCAUAAAUCGCUGGUGCGCAAAUUGGCCUGCGCGAACUACCAAAAUCGCACGCUGCAACGCUACUACGUGUUCAACACCUCGCUGAGCGAUAUACUCACGAAUGUAGUGCAUGGCGAACGCACUAAAUACGCCAUCGCACUGGUCUAUGGCAGCAACAUAUUUGCUGCCGUGCUCAAUUCGACCUGCGAUGGCGGUGCUUUUUGUCCUUGCAGCACGAUUGAUCGCAUUUGUUUGAAUUGCAAUCGUAUGGAUCAGAUGGACUGCGAGUGCCCGUGUGAAUGUCCCAUGGAAAUGGAGGUUUUCAAUGGCGCUGUGGGCGCAAAACAUGCGGACCCCGCGGAGUCGUCCAUAGCACGUUUUCUAAAUUACACGCAGCAAUUUUCGUAUUGCGAACCGCCUAGCGAGCAUUUCAUUGCCUUGCCGCCGGUCAGCGCAGAAUAUCAGCUGUUGCAUUCGUGCGUCAGCAUCAACUGUGAUGUGUAUGGCACACAGAGUGAGUGUCUUGGUGUGAUGGGUUGUGAAUGGUGCCAGCAAGACCUAGACGGCAAUAGCUUUACGGCAGCCUUUUGUGCCGCGCAGGCAUCUUGCUUUAAUGGUGUGCUCUCCUCACUUACACCGUAUGGUGAUUUGGACGAUGUGGACAUAAUCGCCGCACACAGCUACAAUCCCGGGCAAAAGCCCAGCUCAUACUCGGCCUUUGGUCCAGUGGGUGGCGCUAUUAUUGUGUUGGCCUUCGUAAUGGGUUUCGCCAUAUACUGCUAUCGCCACAAUAUGGACGCACAAUCGCAAGAGCAAUUCUAUGUGGACUCAAUGCAAGAAGAGAAUUAUGGUCUGCCAUUAUCGCGCUUCAAUUUCGACGAUUGCCAAACGCACGACGAACCACCCGGUGGCAAUGGCGGUUACGAUCAUCCGUCCGCGCAGCGCAAUCUUAUACACCCCGCCGACAUUUCGCCCUACCACAUGUCCACGGGCAGCAGCUAUAGACGACCGCCCAACGGUGAAUCGGACCACGGUUACUCCACAAUGACGCCGCACGAAGACUCCUCCGAUCACCAGUGCUUUGCGCUGGCCGAACCACUGCUGCUGCAUGACAAACGCCACAGCAAGUCCGACACCAUGUCCAUAUCAACCUCCAUAUCAAGUCCAACAAACCGCCACCAUCAACCACACUAUCAAAACCCAUACCUCAACCAUCCAGCACCGGCGCCGACGCAAGCGAAAGAUAUACUGCCGGCGCGCUACCAAAUAAACUCACCGAAGAAGUACCAACAGGCGGUGACACCCACACGCCACAUAGGCGACGCUGCACCGGUCUAUGGCCAGACGACACUGCCGCUAAACGACUCGACCGAGGACUGCAUGACGGCGCCGCGCUACAUACUGGCGCCGGUAACGGUACAUAGACAUAUGGAACCAACCGAAACGUAGUUCCUACGUUGGCGAAACCGUUUUAUGGCAAUUUAUCGCAUAUGCUCUUUAUAGAUUAGCCAAUAAGUUGAAAGUAUUAACCCAGCAAGUGUUUGCUUAACUUAAAUGUGGGCAUAAGUUAAAUUUAAGCCAUGUGUAAUGCUUUACCGCAAUCCGUACUUCCAAGCGCCUACGUUUUAAGCAAAUAUUUACAUAUUUUUAUUGUCUAACAGUUUUAGGCCUACACGCUUGUUUGUCAAUUUUUGGAAGCAUGCAUGCAUGUAGUUGUGUCCAGCUAUCGCUUCCUGUUGCAGCUUUUUACAAAAAUUUUAUUAGCGUUAAGUUUGCAUUUUAAGCUAUUGAUUAGUGUAUAUAUUUAAGCUAUCACACACACAUACACACAUAAAUGUUGCAUUUAAAGCUGUGCUGUUACAAGUUACCUACGAACACAUCACACACCGUCUCUACCUGCAAAACGUUGCAAAUCACUUUAUAUCGUAAUCGCCAAUGCGAUUUCAUGUGAAAGUGAAAUUGUCGCGAAAUCGCUCUCUUUAUAACUGUAAUUAUUAAUAUUACCACAAUUGCACGUUCACAGCAACAACACGUCAACUGUUUUCCAUGCGCGUAACGCUAACUAACGGCAUUGUCAUGUCAUGUCUGUGCUUAAGUUGUUAAGGCAAAGGCUUAAUAUUUUCUAUUAAAUAAGUAUUACAUGCCACCAUCCAUUAGAUAUACGAUUUUCGCCCAUUAAAGUGUUUAAAGAGAUUUGUUGUAAUGAAAUUGAGUGACUUAAACUGUUUCUUGCCGCAUAUAGUCGUCUAUUAACUAGUAUAUAAAUUGCAUUUAGUCUGUCGUUAAGGCGCCACCUCGGCAAUUGUAUGCUUUCUAUGUUUUUGAUUUCGAUUUUAUGUUUAAAAAAUAUAGUAAAUAUAUUUAAAGUGAAGUACUAUGUACUUAUACAAUAACAAAAAAAAAAAGUGCAGUAGUAAAUGCAUAUAAAAAGUACCGUUGUUUACCCAAGUAAUUACUUUAAGCUAAUAACUAAUUGUUUACUCAAAUAAAAUAUUGCUAAAUAUGAACACUUCAUUAUUUACACAAACUUAUGCUGCCGCUGAGGGCAGAACUACGGUGAAGUUUUUUAAGAAUAAAAUAAUUGUAAGAUAUUGAAAAGAAUAUGAAAAACUGUGUUUUU
Bactrocera dorsalis (oriental fruit fly) is the source of this 6528-nucleotide messenger RNA. RefSeq names its product VWFA and cache domain-containing protein CG16868. Gene Ontology annotation, molecular function: voltage-gated calcium channel activity. The record is from RefSeq and is a predicted model, not a curated record. The transcript has 8 exons. Lineage: Eukaryota; Metazoa; Arthropoda; Insecta; Diptera; Tephritidae. The coding region runs from base 432 to 5357 and encodes 1641 amino acids. Gene Ontology annotation, cellular component: voltage-gated calcium channel complex.